Messenger RNA from Klebsormidium nitens, 2001 nucleotides. The record is from the annotation of a GenBank genome assembly. NCBI's taxonomy places the organism in Eukaryota, Viridiplantae, Streptophyta, Klebsormidiophyceae, Klebsormidiales, Klebsormidiaceae.
AUGGAGCACCUUGAUGCCCCCACGUUUGACCACCUGCUGAGCUUCUUGACGCCAAAGGACGCCUGCAAGCUGGCCGUGCAGUCAAAAGGGCUGUACGAAGCGGUGGGUGACAGCCUGCACUGGAAGACGUGGUGUGAAGAAGAUAGUCCCUCUCUCAAGACUUCCCCUGCAAGGGAGCUCGCGGCCGCGCACUACGGGGCCGCGGCCUGCGCGCGCGCCACUUACAAGCAGCCCUUUUUAAAGCUAUCGAAGAGGCGCUCAGGGCUAAAGAACACCAAGGCGCGAAGCUGCAGCUGCAAUGAUGAGACGCCCUUGGAGCUCUCGGCUUACGUCAUGCUGAUGGACGUGUAUGUGGGGGGUAGAGGCCUCCUGUUUUGUUCAACAGAGUGCACGGUUUCUGACUUUGGUCGCCAGCGUGAAGGCUGGAUGUCGCCUUGGCAACUCACCGUGAGGAAUGUCUGCAAGGAAGAUAAGAACGGAACGCUUGCAACGGAAGCGGAACGCGAGCUGAGCUCUGCCUUACAGCAGAUUCCAAGUGGCAAUCCUGACGGGGUGCCCGAGGGGCCGCACUGGCUCCCGUCUCAGAACUUGCCGCUGUACGAGCAAGGAAACGUUCUGUUCUCCUGGAAGCUCAUGCGCAAGACGGAUGGAAAGAUUCAGAUCCUGCUAGACCGGAAGCCCGUCCGAUCCCGGAAAGACUUUGGCUUUCGCCGGACUAAUGCUCAUGAGCCCAUGGCGUGCGAGAGCAGCUUCGAAACCGCCAACGUUCUGCGUGACGGAAGCGGAACGGAAUGGACGACCUUUCAGGCGCUGAUGCGUUUGUGCUGCCGUCAGACCGUGACGGACGAAAGGGCACUGGAGCUGCGGCCCGGGAGGAACUUGAGAGUUGCUGACGAUCCCCAUGCUCUGACAGGAUUUUACGUGGUUUUGGGGAUAGCACGAAAGUUGGAAGCCCUGGACGCGCCACUUUUGGACCAUCUGCUGAGCUUCCUUACACCGAACGAAGCGUGCAAGCUGGCAGUCUGUUCCAAAACGCUCAAGGGGCUGAUCGACACAAGCCUGCUUUGGAAGACCUGGUGCGAGCGUGAGUGCCCCUCGCUUACGACUUCCCCAGCUCGGGAGCUUGUGCGCGCGCACUAUGGCGCAGAAGGUGACGUCAGACACAAACAGCUUUACGCAAAGCUGGGGAAGCAGCGGUGCGACAAGAUUGUUUCCAACGCAAGCGAAUGCAUCUCCAAAAGUAAGAAAAAGGAGGUGGAGCUGUCGGAUUACGUCAUGCUGAUGGACGUGCACGUCGGAGGGGAGGGCCUCCUGUUCUGCUCAGCGGAGGGCAGCGAAAUGGAUCCGAAUUUCCAAGGCCGCCAGGAAGACUGGGAGUUUGAGAAUCACGGAGAUCGCAACUGCAUGGCGGUUGUAACCGGGAUGCUGGAACCGGGAGCUCAGGAGCGCAUCGUUUCCGCUUUCCAGGAGGUCGGUAGGAACCACCAUGAUAAGGGGUAUCGUUCAGAGGCCCCGGCGCGGCUGAGCCUGCUCGAACAGGACGUAAUCCUGUUUUCAUGGAGGCUCAUGCGCAAGGCAGACGGGGCGAUGCAGGUUCUGCUUGACCAAGAGCCGGUGACUGUGAAGGAUCAGGGCGCACAACCUUACCAUAUGUGCAUGGAGGAGGUUCAUAAGCCCGGGGUCCCCUAUCAUCUGCGUUUGGAAGCCAAAAGGGCCGUGUCGGAUGGAGAGGGGGUAGAGUGGGACCACUUUCAGACUUUGAUGCGCAUGAGAUGUUACUUCAAGAACCCCCACGGGGAUGGAAGCGUAGGUUUCACGACAAGAAUGGCUGCCCUGAGGGCUUGGGAUCCGCCUGCUGCGGAGUCGCGGGGGUUCUCGGUGGAAGUGGGGAUUGUCACAUACUGCGGCGGACAUCCUGACGAUGAGUACCUUAUUUGGCAGUACGUGGAGGACUUUGACUUCAGGUUUCUGCUCAAGAAUGUCCUUCGAAGGUGGUUCUGA